This is a messenger RNA of Mycena indigotica, 1638 nucleotides long. RefSeq names its product Reticuline oxidase. The record is from RefSeq and is a predicted model, not a curated record. NCBI's taxonomy places the organism in Eukaryota, Fungi, Basidiomycota, Agaricomycetes, Agaricales, Mycenaceae. Gene Ontology annotation, molecular function: FAD binding; oxidoreductase activity. The coding region runs from base 1 to 1638 and encodes 545 amino acids. The transcript has 7 exons.
AUGCCCAUUCUCCUCGCCAUCCUGUGCCUUGUUGCUGGGGGUCUUGCAGCCCCAGCAAAUCCAACACAACUUCAGACGUGUCUCAAUCAAAUUUUCAACGCGACGAGUGCUGGCAGCGUUCAUUACCCAUCGGAUGCUCUCUACCAGCUACUCUACGUCAAGGCAUAUAACACAGACAUCCCAGUCACGCCAGUUGCAAUCACCCAGCCAAAGACAGUUCAGGUGGUCUCCAACGUCGUGCAAUGUGCCGCAGCAAGUGGAGUCAAGGUGCAGCCACGAAGUGGAGGGCAUAGUUAUGGAAAUUAUGGUAUCGGCGGCGAGGAUGGGGCUGUAGUCGUCGACCUUGUCUACUUUCAAAAGUUUAUGAUGGAUAAUACGACAUGGCAGGCUACUAUCGGCGCGGGCACCCUUCUUGCCGAUGUUACCUCUCGUCUACACAACGCUGGAAAACGCGCCAUAGCCCAUGGGACUUGCCCACAGGUUGGUAUCGGUGGACACGCGACUAUUGGCGGAUUGGGUCCGAUAUCACGUCAAUGGGGAAGCACUUUGGACCACGUCCUCGAAGUAGAAAUCGUCUUGGCUAACGGAACAAUCAUAAGAGCGAAUUCAAGCCAUAACCCAGACGUCUUUUGGGCGGUAAAAGGUGCUGCGGCGUCAUUCGGUAUAGUCACCGAGUUCGUUUUCCGCACGCAUCCUGAAGUUGGAAAUGCUGUGGUUUACAGCUACAAGCUAUUGUUAGGCAGUCAUGCGUCCCAUGCCUCAACCUUCGCAGCAUGGCAGUCUAUCAUUUCAGAUGCCAACCUUGACCGCCGCUUAGCAUCCCAAGUCAUAAUCUUCCAAUUGGGAAUGAUCAUUUCUGGCACCUUUUUUGGUUCUCGUGAAGAGUUCAACGCUCUCAACUUCACAGCUCGUUUGUCGGGGAACUCGACGGACGUCGCUGUCUCGGUUCUUGAUUCGUGGUUGGGCAUCGUAGGGAAUUGGGCUGAGACAGAAGCGUUAAAGGUUGUGGGCGGAAUCUCUGGGCCAUUUUACUCCAAGAGUCUGGCGUUCAAGUCCACUGAUCUCAUAGCUGGAAGCGCAAUUAAUGAGUUCUUUGCAUAUCUUGACAAGGCGAAUAAGGGAACAUUGAUCUGGUUCGCCAUUUUCGAUGUGGAAGGUGGCGCGAUCAACGAUGUUGCUCAAGAUGCUACUGCCUAUGCUCACCGGGAUGCACAGUUCUACUUGCAAACCUACGCCAUAGGCAUUGGUUCAUUAUCUGAUGCAACAAGGACAUUUGUUCAAACCAUGAGCGAUAUUAUCACCAGAUCGUUGCCUGGACUCACGGGAGCCUAUGCGGGUUAUGUAGAUCCACGUCUGACCGAUGGGCAGCAGCAGUACUGGGGGACAAAUCUCCCUCGGUUACAAACCAUAAAGGCCAUUAUCGAUCCCGACGAUGUCUUCCACAAUCCUCAGAGCGUCCGACCUGUUGUCUCAAAGACUCCCUCCACGAAUACGACAACAUCAACGAGUGCAGAUGCGGCAAAUUCUACCACCCCUACCUCCUCGCAAUCGUCGUCCAGUGCGUUGAGGAGAAGAAGAGGCACCUCGAUGUUCCUGGGUCUGAGUUGGGUUCUCUUUAGCGUUGCGUUGCUAUUGUAG